Spea bombifrons (plains spadefoot toad) is the source of this 1325-nucleotide messenger RNA. It is a transcript of the gene RNPS1, whose product is annotated as RNA binding protein with serine rich domain 1. Gene Ontology annotation, cellular component: nucleoplasm; cytoplasm; ASAP complex. Gene Ontology annotation, biological process: mRNA splicing, via spliceosome. The record is from RefSeq and is a predicted model, not a curated record. NCBI's taxonomy places the organism in Eukaryota, Metazoa, Chordata, Amphibia, Anura, Pelobatidae. Gene Ontology annotation, molecular function: RNA binding. The coding region runs from base 60 to 974 and encodes 304 amino acids. The transcript has 7 exons.
CGCCUCACCAGGCAGUGACGUCAGCGCAUAGGCGCCCAAAGGUUUUUGUGGGUAUUAGGAUGGCGGCCCCGCGUCAGAGUGAGCGCGACGGCUUAUCCGAGCUCAGACGAGAGAGGCAGCGGAAGGCCGGAAAAAUGGCUCCUUCUCCCACCAAGCGAAAGGAGCGUUCAGAAGACAGGACCAAAGAGCGGACUAAGGAAAAGACUGCGGGCAAAGAAGCCACGGAUAAAGAAAGAGGGCGCGAUAAAGCGAGGAAGAGACGCAGCGCCUCCAGCGGGAGCAGCAGCAGUAGUUCAUCCUCCAGCUCCUCAUCCGGAUCCAGUUCUGGUUCCAGCUCAGGUUCCAGUUCCUCGUCUGCUUCCAGCCGGUCGGGAAGCUCCAGUUCCUCUCGCAGUUCCAGUUCCAGCAGCUCAUCGGGGUCUCCAAGCCCAUCAAGACGCCGCCACGAUAACAGACGACGUUCCCGCUCAAAAUCUAAACAGCCCAAACGUGAUGAGAAGGAGAGGAAGAGAAGGAGCCCCAGCCCACGACCCACCAAAGUGCACAUCGGGCGCCUGACAAGGAACGUCACCAAGGAUCAUAUUCUAGAGAUCUUCUCGACGUAUGGAAAGAUUAAAAUGAUUGACAUGCCACUGGACCGCACACACCUCCAUCUAUCCAAGGGUUAUGCCUAUGUGGAGUUUGAGGCACCUGAAGAUGCAGACAAGGCCCUAAAGCAUAUGGAUGGGGGACAGAUUGAUGGCCAGGAAAUCACAGCUUCUGCGGUUCUUACCCCACGACCCAUGCGUGCAAUGCCUCGGCGGUUCAGUCCUCCCCGCAGGAUGAUGCCCCCUCCCCCUAUGUGGCGCCGUUCUCCCCCACGUAUGAGGAGAAGGUCCCGGUCCCCCCGCCGCCGCUCACCUGUCCGCCGUCGUUCACGCUCACCGGCCCGCCGCCGUCAUCGCAGCCGUUCCAGCUCCAAUUCAUCGCGGUGAACCUCCAGUGCUCCCCUUCAUGAAACAAACGCGAGCCGAAUUCCAUCACAGCGCAGCCGCCAUAGGAAACAUUUCACAGAAACACCAGUUAUAAAACCUACAGAUCUCCAAGACUGAAAUGGCGGUCCUGAGCAGCAUGGUCACAAAAGGAAUUCCUUCUGUUGCUGGCUUGCAUACCUCCCCCAGGUUUCCCAAAUAUAUCGCUGUUCCUGUAAGCCUGUUUUUCUUGUUGGACCACCGUUCCACUCCGCGUUACAUGGGUUCUUGGUCCUAAUGAAUCAGUUGUACAGACUUCAUGACACUUCCACCUAAAGAAAAUAUGUUCUGAUCAAAUUAAACAUUUAUGUCCUU